GCAAUCAAUAACAGGCACCAGGGGUUAAACUUUUCAGAAUAAAGGGAUUUAACUUUUUUUCUCUGUGUGUAUGUAUAUCUAUAUAUACAGAUCUAUCGCUCUGUCUCUCUGUGUGUGUUUGGUGUAUUUUUUAAUUAUUGUUUGAAAGACUCCAAACGUUUGGGGAUUUAUCUUUCGCAGAUAAUACGUAUUUGGUUAAGGGGGUGAGUUGUGUUGUUUAAAAGGGAGGAAAAAAGAGGGGCUGGGUGGUUUGUUCUGGGGGUCCCUAGUGCAAUGCAAACCCCUCAUGGGUGCUAUUUUGUAAUCUCAGACUCUUGCUAUUGGUCAGUCCAUGAUCAGAUGGUUCUAUUUCCUUGUGUCCCUCGCUGGCACCCAGCCAUCCCCCUUCAGCUAAAACCCAAUCUCCGAUAUACUACUAAUAGCUAAACCACUUGGACUAUAAAACACAACAAAUCAUAAAGCCAGGAAAGGACGGCUGCCUCCUCCCAAUGAGUUCUUAUUUUGUCAACUCUACCUUCCCGGUGAGCCUGGCUGCUGGGCAGGAGCCCUUCCUGGGACAAAUCCCGUUAUAUGCCUCAGGAUAUGCGGAUCCUUUAAGACACUACCCCGCUACCUAUGGAGCCACUAGCGUCCAAGAUAAGGGUUAUCCCUCCUCUUCUUAUUACCAGCAAGCGAACGGAGCUUACAGCCGGACCACAGCCUGUGACUAUGGGACAGCUGGUUUUUACAGAGAGAAGGACCCUGUCUGUGCCACCUCAAACCUAGAUGACCACGCACCGUUUGCCCCAGAUCAGCGGAAGUCAGACUGCGCACAGACCAAAACUGUUUUCGGGGAAAGCGAUGACCAGAAGUGCUCUACUCCCGUCUACCCCUGGAUGCAGCGGAUGAACUCUUGCAACAGUUCAUCUUUCGGGCCAAGUGGCAGGAGAGGCCGGCAAACCUACACCCGCUACCAAACCCUGGAACUGGAGAAGGAGUUCCACUUUAACCGCUACUUGACCAGGCGUCGCCGGAUCGAAAUCGCACACGCACUUUGCCUGACAGAACGCCAGAUCAAAAUCUGGUUCCAGAACCGGAGGAUGAAAUGGAAAAAGGAAAACAAACUGCUCAACUCCACGCAGCUGAGCGCGGAGGAGGAGGAGGAGAAAGCAGCGGAGUGAAA
Messenger RNA from Mauremys reevesii (Reeves's turtle), 1162 nucleotides. RefSeq names its product homeobox B6 (gene HOXB6). Bases 489 to 1160 code for a protein of 223 amino acids. Lineage: Eukaryota; Metazoa; Chordata; Testudines; Geoemydidae. The transcript has 2 exons. Gene Ontology annotation, biological process: anterior/posterior pattern specification; regulation of transcription by RNA polymerase II. Gene Ontology annotation, cellular component: nucleus. Gene Ontology annotation, molecular function: DNA-binding transcription factor activity, RNA polymerase II-specific; RNA polymerase II cis-regulatory region sequence-specific DNA binding. The record is from RefSeq and is a predicted model, not a curated record.